Molecule: messenger RNA, 3321 nt
Organism: Poecilia reticulata (guppy)
Lineage: Eukaryota; Metazoa; Chordata; Actinopteri; Cyprinodontiformes; Poeciliidae
Gene: itprip
Product: inositol 1,4,5-trisphosphate receptor interacting protein
Cellular component (GO): membrane
Source: RefSeq, a predicted model, not a curated record
UUUUUAAUGGACUUUCAAUGCAACUUUUAGAGCUUCUAAAGACUGACAGGACCCCUUCAAAUAAAGUGUUACCAACUUGUUUUUAUAAGAUUCAACAUAUGAUGCUCUAGCAUUGUUGAAUGAGUUUUAUUUUGUCUUUCUGUACUCUUUCAUCCACACAAUACAGAUGUGAUUGUCCUUUGUAAUGUUAUUACUCUUUUUAAUUUCUGGACAUAAUUGUUUUUUUGUUUUUUUUUAGAUUUUCUCUUAAAGAUGUUGGAAAUCUCAAAUUCACUUUAAUAAUGGAGAAAAAAAAUACUAAUUCAAGUGGACAUUGAGCAUCAAUGGUUAUAUUUUGCUUAAUAAAAGGGGGGAAAAAACCAAAGGAUAAAUGUUUAGUUGUGUUUUGUGGCAGAAUAUUACAUACAGCCCUGGGAAAGCUAUUACUAUAAAAGUUGAAUGUAAUGCUACUAAAUUAAACUUUUCUCUUUGGAAAGCAUGGAGUGGCAUACAAUCAAUAGACGACACUUGACAGAGUUCAAAGGCACUAGAAGCCUUGUUAUUUCAGCCUAAAUGUCUGAUUUUUGCAUAGAUUUGCAUAUGGAUGUUGCUGUACAUGUCUUACUUUUUUUUGUGCCAAGAAAAAUAUAUUUUUUUCACUGUUUUGUCUGAAGAUUUGGAAAAUUAGCAAAUAUCCCAAGUGAUUGUAUCAAGUUCUGUGACUGAAAAGGAUUCAGAUACUGAAUAAAUAAGCAAAAUCAGAAAGGGUGUUUUUAAAACAGCCUCUAGAUUAUGUCAUAUACUUGCUCUUUAUGGACUGUGAUAGAUUGUGCAUCAUUUUAACCCUUAUUGGGAGGAGACAGCAAGAGGUUCUGGGUGCAUCAAAUUUUCAAUAUAAUUUUGGUUUUCAUGCUAUUUUAAUAUCUAUACUAUUAAUCUCAGUGUCAGAAAAAUGAAAACAACCAAUUUGUGUGAAUGAUCAAAAUGUUUUAAUAUGCCCCCGUUUUCUGUGGAUGUAAAAUACACUGUUUUGACUAAUUUGACAGGUGUCUGGGGUAUUUAUCCACCAUUCACUUCUCUCAUAAUGGAAAGGAUGUUUGAUAUUUUACAGUUUUCCCCUAAAAUCAUCUCCUAUGUUUUUAUUCCACAUUAAAUAGUAGACAAUUGUUGCUAGACUAUGCCACAAAAAAAGCCUGCUAGCACUUUGAAAUGCCUUUUUGCAGAAAUGUGCUAUAUAGAUCAAAUUUGACAGAUUUUGCACCCAGUUUCUAGCCCAGCAACUGCGUAGUCAUCCAAACGUUUCUCCAGAUGACAGCACUCUGAUAGGAUCUGAAAGUCUGAGAUGUACAGAGUGACAAAGUAGUUUGGUCAUUGCUCACAAACCCCUAGUUUGGGGCGCAGCAGUGAAAUCUGGGCGGUCUGUUUUUUGUAGCAUGGGUGGAGCGCACAGCCAGGAAAUGUUGAGAAGAGGAGGCUGAGUGAGAGAAACUGUCCCCGAGUUGUUCGCAUGGAGGCUGCUGCUUUUACCGGAUGGACUUUAUCAACAUGAACUUCCACUUGAAGGGCGCGCGCAGGAUGUGAAAUACAGCUGUCUCGAUGUCUGCUUGGUGCCUAAUCCGGUGUGUUAAACUGCCAAUUCAAGAUGCAGGGAACCAUUGCACGUGUCUGCAUGGUGGUGGCCGCUGCCAUACUGAAUCACCCGUUACUCUUCCCCCAUGAAAACACCACGCUGCCGGAGCAAGAUGAGGAUCUGGUGGCACGGAUGCGGGAGCACGAAGAGAUGCUGGAGAUGGAGCAUGCCAGGCUGGCGAAAGAGCUUGCGCAGCUGGACUCCGAGCUGGAGGAGACCUCAUCGGAUCAAGGUUUCAGUUGGUACUUUUGGAGCGCCGUGUCUUUCGUCAUAUUCCUUGCCAUCGAGAUGUGCAGAGCAGAUAUUGCAGAAGAUGAAAUUCGUCCAGUUGAGGACGAAGAUGUAAUAUCUGAGACCGUAUCCGUCCCUCCCAGGAUGAUGGAUAAGAAUGCCCUGAGGAACUUCUGCGAUAAAUGCGCCUACACUUCGUCCCAUGAAAACUGGAAAGUGAGGGAGUUUGUGGAGGGUUUUGCCGACGACCUGCUAGAGUCGCUCCGGAGCAUGUGCGACAGGGAGGUGGACAUGGAGGUUGGUGAUUUCAUUGGAGUAGGAAGCAUGUUUGAGUCUUGGAAGGUGUGCCAGCCUCUGAUGUGUGACCUUUUAGUGCCUUUCACACCUCCUGAUCCUCACUCUUUCCAGUACCAUCUGUGGUGCAGCUCCUCUAGUGACAUUCCACCAGACAUGCAGUGUUCUGGCACCAUAAAGGUGACCAUGUUUGGGGAGAAUGAAGAGGCCUGCCUAUGUGGUUCUGCCAACCUUGGGGAGGAUGUGCUUUGUCUGUUGCAUAAUAAGAACAAGGUGGUCAAAGUGAACCGCAGCCCAGAUGAACUCCUGUGCUCCUCUGGCACACAUUUCUUAGCCAAAGAUCAAAUCAUGCGGUGGUUUCAGAUCGCCGUCACCAAAGCGUGGGCAGGCAUCUCCCACAAAUACGACUUUGAGGUUACUUUUCGGAGCCUGGAUGCUGCUGGUGCUCUGAAGAUCCGAUUCCGUUCUGGAAAAGUCAUUGUACUGAACCUCAUCCCUGUGGUCCAGCUGGAAGACACAAACGCUUAUUUUGUCUCGUACUUUCCGUCAGAUCACAACAGUUUCCCAGACCCAUACUGGCCUCUCUCCUUAGCUGUCUGCGAGAGAAAUUUGCUGAAGUAUUUAGCUAAGCGACUACCACAAAAUUCUUGCCACUUGCACUGCCUUCAGGUCGCUACUUUUCUGCACAGAAAGCAGUUGAGUCUGACAGGAGAAUCUGCCCUCACCAGCUACCACUUCAAGACCGCCAUGGUGCACUUGCUACUCAGCACCAAGACCUCUGCAUGGGGAACAGCCAGUUUGGAGCAUAGGCUUCAGGAUGUGUUCAGCUUCUUGCAGAAGAGCUUGCAGGAGAAGAGACUGUACCACGCUCUAAUCGGGAACAGAAAAGUGCCUCGGGACAUUCGGGUUCCUGAGAGAUUCCGCAAAGCAGAACCCAUCAAUCUGUUCAGGUCAUUGGUGCUGAGGAGGAAGCUUUAUGCAGCGACCGUUAGGCACUUCCAAGAAAUGUUGAGAAAUGCACCUGUUCUUAUAGAAGAGUACACACCUUAUUUAUCCAAUGGAUGUUAACACCACCGCCUGGAAGAGAGCUUGUAAGCAGAGGCACAGCUUAAUAUGGCUCACCAUCCAGGCUGGCUGAGCCUGAGAGCAAGCUCAGAAUAUCACCAAUAAAAUAGUUAGUGACUGAU